Molecule: messenger RNA, 1396 nt
Organism: Ctenocephalides felis (cat flea)
Lineage: Eukaryota; Metazoa; Arthropoda; Insecta; Siphonaptera; Pulicidae
Product: disks large-associated protein 5-like
Exons: 2
Coding region: 568-1038 (156 amino acids)
Biological process (GO): regulation of mitotic cell cycle; mitotic spindle organization; centrosome localization
Cellular component (GO): spindle pole centrosome; nucleus; cytoplasm
Molecular function (GO): microtubule binding
Source: RefSeq, a predicted model, not a curated record
UCCUUUAAUCUGUCAUUUAUCCCUUAUCUGUCAUUUCUGACAGGAGUCAGCCAUUGUUAAAGAGUCCCCCCCACAUGUGUUUCGUGAUAAAGAACAUGUCUUGUUAGUCACACUUUAAUAGUUGCUCACAAAUCGUGCAAAGCUAUUUGUGCUUUUUGGGUCAUCAUAUCAAAUGCCGUGUUAAUUCGUUCUAGCGUUGCAUUUUUGCAUUUAGUCCUCAAAUAAUACGUCCGUCCGACACGCGCUUCAAACAAAACUCAACUCAUCAAACAAACAAAAAAAGGUUAACUAUACAAUUGAUGGAUUCAUGUAAAUUUUGUUUUAUGAAUGAAUAAGUCGGCGUCGUGUGUAAUAAAUAUAUUCCUGCGAUUGUUUUUGUGAAAGUUCCUGUGUGUAUUUAAUAGUUUUUUUAUCAUUGUGUGGGCGUCUCUGAGCAACAAUGUCAGUCGAGCACUUUGAAGGUUUACUCAACACGACGAUUAAGAGAUUGGAUAAACUUGUAAUGAAUGGCAGAAAUUCUUAGAUGAAUCUGGACAAAAUAUACCGGAGGAUGCUUCCUGUGAAAUCAUGAGCGCGCUGGGUAAGACAAAUCUCUUACUGAAGAGCAAGUUGCCCCAAUUCAGGCGCCUGGUGGACGAUCUCCGUCGUGGUCAAUCAGGAGAGCGCCCCAUCAAAGCAGGAGACCUCCAGGGCUUCUGGGACCUGAUCAGCUUGGAAAUCAGUGAAGUCGAUGAGAGGUUUGAGAAUAUCCAGAAACGUAAAUCAACAAGCUGGGCUCCCUUGGAAACCAAGACUAUAGAGACUCCUCCGAAGAAAGUUGAAAAGCUUAAGAAUGGUGUGGAUAAAACCGAUGCAGCCAAAGGUAAAAAUUUUGAUCACCUUCGGAGUGCAGCCAAGCAAAGGUUGGCUUUGGCUAAGGCCAAGAUGCAGGAGAACAUGAAAAACAACCAGGAGGAGUCGAAGGAGAAUGGACAGAUUCAGUGCAAUGUAUCGUGUACAGCUAAAGAGAGGGAUUUUGAGAGGCUCUCGAUAUGUUGAAUUUGGAUGUUAAGAUUAAUUUGUUGACUUUAGAAUUGUUUAAUAGUAUUCACAGUGUGUGUACAGAUAGAGUAUUUGUGAAUUGCAAGGGAGAAUAUAAUUAUAUUUAUUAUGAUACAUAUUAAUGGUUUGUGCUCAUCAUGCAAGUAAUCAUCAAGCUAAAUCAUCUUAUUUACUUUUAUUAACAAAUCUUUUGUGUGUGUGAUCAAAUAAUUUAACCUAUUCAUUUAUCUAACAACCAUGAAAUUAAUUAAUUAUCAAUAAGUAUUUGAAAACUAAUCGAAUGUAUUAGGCAAUGAUAUAAGUCUAUAAUAUUUAUUUAAGUUUUAAUCAUAAUUAAUUUAAUCAUGAAUAUUUU